AUGAGUAUUUUGUCGAAGGCCCCCUUAAUUUCCAAGUUUGUAAAAGUCACCCUAAAUGAUAUGAUUGUUGGCCGAAAACAUGUUUUUGGUAUUCAUCUAACUCCGCCACUUCAUCACUUCUGCACAAAUUCGGUAUCAAGUACUAAUGAACAGGAGCCCAUAAAGGAAAGCCCUCAUACAAAUAUCCGUAAAAAUUACAAAGGCAAGCUAUAUAAACAAGCCGAUUUAGCGACAAGUAUAGAAUAUUUUAAUUCUGAUGUAUUUAGAAAUACCUAUAAAGGAAAACCUGUAUGGUUUUACUACAGACGUAACUAUAAGGGACACUUCCCUUCGAGUAUAACAAGAAAGAAUUGUGUUCAUUUUGGAAAAUUCGUAAGCUCAAAUCCAUGCCCCAUUUGUCGUGAUGAAUAUUUAGUAUUAAAUCAUCGACACAUUGAACUGUUAAAACAGUUUAUCAAUCCGGAUACUUUAGAAAUCUUUCCAUUGUCUAAAACUGGUAUAUGCAGACAUCAGUAUAAGAUUUUACAACAUGAAGUUGAAAAAGCUCGUGAUUUAGGUUUAAUUCAAACAUGGUUGCCUUUCUACCUAUAUAAUUACCAUGAUUAUUAUGAUUAUUUACCAAAGGAUCAAUUAAAUGAAUUACUUAAAAUCAAUAACAGCCAACUUACACAUCAAGAUGCUGUUAUAUCGUCAAAUGAUAUUGCCUCCUUACCGUUGGAUAUACAAGAAAUAUUAAAAGCGAAUCAAUCUAUACCACAUACAGAGGAAUUCACCAUUCAAUUACCAGAGAUUAAUAUUGAUCGACCAAAGUUACGUGUAUUACAUAACAGUCUUCUUUCCAAAGAAGGAAAUUUAUAUCAACGGGCAAGAAAUUUAUGGACAUCAAUUAAUGAAGGUCAUGGACCACUGUAUUUUAUAGCUCCGCAAACACGUCUACGUGUAGUUGACAAUAGUCCAUGGAGUAGUAUUGCUCCCACAACCCAUAUAAACACUGGUAAAGAUCAACCAGUCAAGAAAGUUCCUAACAUUGAUCAAAAACUAUCAAAACCAGUUAAAGAUAUGAAUGAUGUGUCCAAUUUACUUUCAUUAGGUUCAAAAGUACUAUCAAUUAAACCGGCAAAAUGUAUUCGUGUUUAUAAUAAACGAAAUAAAGGAACUAUAGGUGAUAAAGUAUUGGUUGCUGUUAAUGGAGAAAUGAAAAAAGGUUGGAUUGUUGGUGCACGACUACCAUCUGUUAAUGGUUGGCCACGUUUUGACUCAAACAAUGUUGUGCUUAUUGAUAAUGAUGGCAAUCCACUAGGUACACGAAUACUUGUCCCAGUACCAGCGCGAUUACGAAGUUUAUCAGGGGAUAUAACGAAAAUUCUAUCGAUAGCUAGUUCAUUUGUAUGA
Messenger RNA from Schistosoma bovis, 1392 nucleotides. Lineage: Eukaryota; Metazoa; Platyhelminthes; Trematoda; Strigeidida; Schistosomatidae. The record is from the annotation of a GenBank genome assembly.